This is a messenger RNA of Trifolium pratense (red clover), 3414 nucleotides long. RefSeq names its product two-component response regulator ORR21. Gene Ontology annotation, molecular function: DNA binding; DNA-binding transcription factor activity. Gene Ontology annotation, biological process: phosphorelay signal transduction system; cytokinin-activated signaling pathway; regulation of DNA-templated transcription. The transcript has 7 exons. Bases 1445 to 3094 code for a protein of 549 amino acids. NCBI's taxonomy places the organism in Eukaryota, Viridiplantae, Streptophyta, Magnoliopsida, Fabales, Fabaceae. The record is from RefSeq and is a predicted model, not a curated record. Gene Ontology annotation, cellular component: nucleus.
AAAUGGAGCAGUCAAGUAUGAACUCCGGCGAGUUUCCGGCUGGUUUAAGAGUUCUGGUUGUUGAUGAUGACGUCACUACCUUGAAGAUAAUUGAGCGAAUGUCUGUUCGCUGCCAUUAUCGCGGAGUAUGUAUGAAGCCAACAUGUGAAGUUUGACAUGAAGCUGAUGCGAAAGAAGGGGAAAGUGUCGACCGAAAGUUUGAUUUGCAAAGUGAAAUGGGCUACACUACGAUUGAGGUUGAAGCCCGCAGUGUUAGAUUGAUAUCUUAAUAUGUUUUUAGUAACUAUUGUUGUUGACAUGCUCGUUAUAGGCAGAAGUAACUAACAUAUAAGUGGCAUGAUGACAGACAAUCAAAUAUGAAUAUAAUGACAUGUAUAAAUAUAAGUGUUUUCAUGAUGGAGAUGGAGAAGAGGUCGGUAACUUCAAAUCUGAACUAGAAACAUAUUAAUGCUCCUAGAGAUUAGGUACACCAUCAUUUGUCAGUUUCCAGUAAUUUUGCUUUAAAUCAAGUUUAAUAUUCAAAGUCCUAUAAUCAUCUUUUUAUUCUAAUUGUUUUCUGUUAUUGCCUUUGCCGCUGCAUUCGAUUGCCACUUUGUCUUUUGUACUAUUCAUUUUAGUUGUUUCAAAUUUUAACCAAGUCUUACUUCAAACUUGCAUUCUUAAAUAUGUUUACUUACAUACUUAAAAAAUAAAUCACUAUGAAGUUUAAUGUUUAUUCAUCUAUUUAUUUGUAGGGUUAACUAUAUUUUUUCUUUGCCGUUAUAAAAUUUGAUAAAUUUCUAUUUUUGUCUCUAUUCAAAUUUAGGGUUCAUUAGAUGGACAUGAUAUGAAAUUGAAUCAUUGAUAAAUCAAAUAAGAGAGUUGAAUAAUAGGAGGUUCAAAUACGAACAUGAUAAGUUCUUAUCGUAUUUCAUAUGUAAUAUGCACAGUUUAAUCCACCAAAUAGUAUAUGCUAUAUCCAAUAUUAAGUUUGAGUCAGAUUAGAUAAUGACAUUAUAUGAUGAAAAUUAUAAUUAAACAACAAAAUCACCCGUAUGUCAAGUGUUGUUGGUAGAGGUGGAUCAGCUGUGGCGAUGGAAAUUGCAAACUGUGCUGGGUGGUAAAGUUAGUGUUUGAGAAUAUCAGGUUGCCAAUGGAGGACGAUUUGAAUAUCUGUAGUGGUGGAUGGUCUUAAGUGGCAAUGAGAAUGGUGGAGGGUGCAGAGUAGCAGUGGCAAAUGGUGAUAGGUGGUGAAGACAGCUGUAGAGGGUAUUGAUCAAUGAUUAUUGAAGGUGUCAGGUGUGGUGACACGAGAGGGUGCUAGUUGGCGUAUGUCGCCAUGGGGGAGGGUGGGUAAAGGAAAAAAGUGCGUGUCACCGUCACUACAUGCUCUGAGGCUACUGCUGCUUUAAAAAUUCUGCGGGAAAGGAAAGGCUGUUUUGAUGUUGUGUUGAGUGAUGUUCAUAUGCCAGACAUGGAUGGCUAUAAACUCCUUGAACAUGUUGGGUUGGAAAUGGACCUUCCUGUUAUUAUGAUGUCUGUUGAUGAUAGGACAAGUACUGUCAUGAAGGGAAUUAGACAUGGGGCUUGUGAUUAUUUUAUUAAGCCCGUACGUUUGGAAGAACUUAGGAAUAUAUGGCAGCAUGUUGCUAGGAAAUUUUUGAAUGAAAGUAAAGAACAUGAUAAUUCUAGCAGCAGAGAAGAUAAUGAUCGCAAUAACAUUUCUUCUGCUGCUGGUGCAACAAAAGGAAUAGUUAAAGAACAAAAAAAGAGAAGCAAUUUAAAAGAUGAAGAAGAUGUUGAAUUGGAGAAUGAUGAUCCCUCUACAUCUAAGAAGCCUCGUGUAGUGUGGUCAGUGGAACUGCAUCAACAAUUUGUCAGUGCUGUGAAUCAACUAGGACUUGACAAGGCUGUACCAAAGAAAAUACUUGAAUUGAUGAAUGUCCCUGGUUUGACUAGAGAAAAUGUUGCGAGUCAUUUGCAGAAAUUUAGACUUUAUUUGAAGCGAUUAAGUGGAGUGGCACAGCAACAGAAUGAGAUGCUAAACACAGUUCCCGGGACUAUAGAAUCCAAACUAGCUGCUGCUGAAAGAUACAUACAAACUGUGGCUGCUUCCGGCUAUGUUUCCCCUGAAACACUUGCAGCCCUUCAUGCUGAACUCUUAGGUCACCCGGUAACUAACAUAGUGCCUACAGUGGAUAGGACUACGCUAAUGCAAGCAUUUGAACAGGAGCCAAAACACUCUGGUGCUGAUGACCAUGAUGUAGCAUCUGGUCAGCCUCUUGCAAAAUGUCCUUCCAACAUUGUCAAUAAUUUCCCUCAGUCCAUCUUAAAAGUAGAUAAUUCAUCGUUAGGAUAUGGAGCAUGGCCGCCAUCUGAUACACUUGGUUCAGUCUCUAGGGGAAGUUUAGGCGUUCCGAAUAAUAACAUGGUGAUAGAUAUAUUGCAGCACCAUCAAAAGCAUCAACAUCAACAAAAACAACAGAAGUCACCGAUACAUGAUCAAAAUCAAUCAAUCAAUGUUCAACCAUCUUGCUUAGUGGUUCCUGCUCAAUCUUCUGACACUUUCCAGGAAGUAAAAUCUGUUGCUUCUGUCAACAAGGAUUGCAGUUUCAGCAGAAAUGCCAUUAUUGAUUAUAGUCAACAAUCACAAAAAUCAAAUAUUUCAUCCAGUACAUCUCAAUAUCUUGGCAGGGACACCAAAUCUACCUCCAUUUCUCCUCUAAUGUCCUCUUUUUCAGUUGGCUCCAGCAAUAGCAAUAUUCAGCAGAUUCAAAACUCAACUUCAACAUUUGGUGCUGCGAGACCAUUGCCUAGCCUUCUGCCCAUGACAUUUAGACAAGUUCCAUAUGAUAUUAAAUCCAGUGAUUCACUUGAUCAAGUAUGUCUUAGGAAUCCUAGAUUUGUUGGGAAAGGUAACCACAUAUCAAGUUUUGAAAAUGAAAUUGAAUCAUCUGCAAGUGAUUUUAGUCAUAUGAAAGUAUUCGUAGCUUGCAAUGGUAACACAGUGAAGGAGGAACCAAAGGAGGAACCAAAUUUUAUCAGAUAUUCAAAUGUGAACCAUCCAGUUCUAUAUAAUUAUCCAUCUCAUGAUCAUUCAAGUGCAUCCACUUAAUAGGUUAAAAUGGAGAGGAGAAGACCUUUCCUCUAAAGGUACAUAUUGCUCUAACUCUCUAUAAAGGUCAGUAUUUAUGAAUGUUAGUUAAUCCUCAGUAGCUGCAGUGCACAUGUAACUUGGAAUGCUUAUAUAAUUUAUAAAAUAGUUUGUAGGGAAAUAAAUUUUUAUCAGAUUUCAACUGAUUAAAAUAUAAUGUAAAGUUGGUUCUUAUGGCUUCUUUGUUCAUAAUGUUAAAUGUAAUAUGUAGCAUUAACUAUCAACUCCUUAGAACUGUUAGUAGGAGAUAUCAUAAUGUUAAAUGUAAGUUGGUAUUCUUA